Molecule: messenger RNA, 5178 nt
Organism: Tuber melanosporum (Perigord truffle)
Lineage: Eukaryota; Fungi; Ascomycota; Pezizomycetes; Pezizales; Tuberaceae
Exons: 8
Coding region: 1-5178 (1725 amino acids)
Cellular component (GO): cytosol
Source: RefSeq, a predicted model, not a curated record
AUGGACGACCCCGAGCUUCAGGCCAGACUUGCGGCUCUGGAUUCAGAGUUGGAGGAGGGUGAUAUUACAGAAAAAGGCUAUCAGAAGCGUCGCACUCUUUUAUUUUCUCAAUACAGUGUAGAUAUGUCGGAUAUGGGCCCUUCAAACCGGCAUGUCUAUGAGAUUAGAAAUGAGCCGGCGUCACCAUUCAAUAGACGAGAUUCCGGUAGAGACUCUGUGCACUCACCUGGGUCAUUUUCUACACACUUGGAGUCCGGAGCGAUGACAUCGGCGACGGUUACGCAAUACGGAGGUAUAAGUCGUGAAUCGACGACGGUUGGGUCUACACAGGAAUGGGGCGGAAUUGACGCGGUUGGAGGUGGUGUCAGGACAGGCUAUGCUCAAGGUCAACUCCAUGUGCGCAACGGUUCCAUGAGCCAACAAUCAUCGAAUCCCCGAGAUUCAAUAGCCACAUCUAUGCAUGUUAGGAACCCUAGCACUGCUUCCGGCGCUGCGUCUGCAUCUCCGCUGGUUACUUACCAGCAGCCCCAGUACGACUACAAUAGCCAACAUCCGCCUCACAUUGUAGGGCCUAUAGAAUAUCCCUUGAACCCCGGAUACGGGGGCCCAUCCUCCCCUGGGCGGGAAUCCCGAGAGAACACGCUGGGAGGGUAUUUUUCGGAUUUCACCGCUGCAGGUUACGACCACAAUAUGAUGCAUCGAUAUUCUGGGGAGCAGGGAGUUCCAUUCUCACCGUCUGUGGCUAUUCCUCCGCCAAUGCUCAGCUCAAAUGAUCUGCCGCCUCCUGGUGCUGUGAACCAUAUGUUGCCGUUGGAGCCUCGGGAUGUACCGUUUGCAGUUUACGACCCUCAUAAUUCCAAUACUCCUAUGUCCAAGUUUGAUAAUCUCGCUUCAGUAUUGCGGCAUCGAGCCGGGUCUGUUCCGAAACAGCCUGCAUAUAUAGUUCUUGAUUCCAGGGGCAAGGAAAUCGCGGCUUGCUCUUGGGAAAAGCUUGCAUCUCGUGCUGAGAAGGUUGCGCAAGUUAUUAGAGACAAAUCAAAUCUCUAUCGCGGAGAUAGAGUUGCGCUUGUAUACCGAGAUGUAGAAGUUAUUGAAUUCGCUGUGGCAUUGUUUGGGUGCUUCAUUGCCGGGGUAGUAGCGGUGCCUAUAAAUAACCUCGAGGACUACCAAAAGCUCAAUCACGUCUUAACAACUACUCACUCGCAUUUAGCUCUAACUACCGACAACAACCUGAAAGUAUUUCAACGGGACCUCACAACGCAGAAGCUUUCAUGGCCUCGAGGGGUAGAAUGGUGGAAAACCAAUGAGUUUGGAUCGUGGCGGCCAGGAAAGAAUCAGGAAGUACCUGCUCUCUCUGUGCCAGACCUGGCAUAUAUAGAUUUUGCUAGAUCUCCUGAGGGAGAGCUACGAGGUGUGGUCAUGAAUCACCGGACGAUUAUGCACCAGAUGGCCUGUUUGAGUGCUAUUAUAUCCACUGUCCCUCAUGAUGAUAGCAAAGAUACGUUUCAUCCAGGAUUACGGGAUAGGACGGGCCGCCCGGUGUCGGGGAGGCCAGCAGGUGACAUUCUGGUCAGUUAUUUGGAUCCGAGGCAAGGGAUAGGCAUGAUAUUUGGGGCGCUGCUAGCUGUAUAUGGGGGACAAACAACCGUGUGGCUCUCACAGGCUACUGCAACAACGCCUGGUCUUUACGCAAACAUUAUAACAAGAUAUAAAGCAACACUGUGCUUAGCAGAUUAUCCGGCACUCAAGUUGGUAGCUUAUAAUUAUCAGAAGGAACCCAUGGUGACUAGAAACUUUCAGAAGAGGCUCACCGUGGACUUUUCUACUGUUAGGUUCAUGUUGAUUGACGCGUUGACCCAUGGCGGUAUGGUGAUCAGUAUGAGGGACUGGCUCGGUGGUGAGGAACGGAUGGGAUGUCCUUUGCACCAACCGGAGGAGCAUGGGGAUGACAAAAAGGUGACCGAGCUCACGGAGGUUUUGCUAGACAAGGAAGCUUUGAAGACCAAUGAUGUUGUGGUCUUAGCUGUUGGGGAGGAGGCCCAAAAGAAAGCGGGAGAUCCGGGCGCAGUGAGGGUUGGAGCGUUUGGAUACCCUAUACCGGAUGCUACACUUGCCGUCGUGGAUCCUGAAACUUUGUUACUCUGUGCUCCGAAUGUCAUAGGAGAGAUAUGGGUUGAUUCGCCGUCGCUAUCUGGAGGGUUCUGGGCACUCACCAAGCAGACCGAGAACAUAUUCCAUGCCCGACCUUACAGGUUUAAAGAAGGUAAUCCGCAUCCGGUUAGCCUCGAGCUGGAGUUCCUAAGAACAGGUUUAUUGGGAUGCGUGAUCGAGGGAAAGAUAUUUGUUCUGGGUCUCUACGAGGAUCGAUUACGUCAAAAAGUAGAAUGGGUAGAGGAAGGAGCAGAAGGCAGGGAGGAAUUUAGGUGCUUCUUCGUUCAGCAUUUGGUUUGUAGCAUCAUGAAGAAUAUUCCAAAGAUUUAUGAUUGCUCGGCGUUUGAUGUUUAUGUCAAUGAGGAACAUCUGCCAAUUAUACUUUUAGAAUCACAGGCCGCUUCGACUGCGCCUACAAGUGCGGGAGGCGUUGCACGACAGCUCGAUAUUGCACUUCUUGACCAACUUUCGGAGAGGUGUAUGGACGUACUCCUAGAUGAACAUCACCUCCGAGUUUACUGUGUUAUGAUCACAGCGCCAAACACGCUUCCUCGAGUUCUCAAGAAUGGCCGCAGAGAGAUUGGAAACAUGCUUUGCCGUAAUGAAUUCCAUUCUGGGACCCUACCUUGCGUUCAUGUGAAAUUUGGGGUUCAUAGAGCGGUUCUCAAUCUACCUAUUGGCAUAGAUCCGAAUGGGGGCAUAUGGAGUCACCUUGCUACUCAGUCUAGACAGGACAUUUUGCUUAUGCAAGAGAAACAAUACUCUGGCGUGGAUUAUCGAGAGGUUGUUAUCGACGAUAGGACUUCAACGCCGCUGAACAACUUUUCGUCAAUUGUGGAUCUACUGCAAUGGCGUGUUGCUCGACAGGCCGAAGAGCUUUCCUAUUGCACUAUUGAUGCUAGGUAUAGAGAGGGUAAGGGUGUUACUUGGAAGAAGCUGGACACCAAGAUUGCUGCCAUAGCCGUUCAAAUCAAGAAUAAGUGGAAAGUCAAGGCUGGUGAUCACGUGGUCUUGAUGUACACACAUUCAGAGGAUUUUGUCUUUGCUGUGCAUGCCUGCUUUUGUCUGGGAGUUAUCGCUGUUCCUAUAGCGCCCCUGGAUCAAAAUCGAUUGAGUGAGGAUAUUCCGGCACUUCUUCACAUGAUUGCGGAUUUUAGCGUCCAAGCGAUUCUGGUAAAUACGGAGGUCGAUCAUCUAUUGAAAGGGAAACCACUGUCGACGCAUUUGAAGCAAAGUGCCGUAGUAUUGAAAAUCAAUAUGCCUCCUAUUCACAACACAGCAAAACCUCCGAAGAGUAAUAGUGGUUGCAGAGAUUUGGGGCUAACUAUGAAGGCGGAAUGGGUUCAAUCUGAAUUUAUUGCGCUGGUGUGGACCUAUUGGACCCCGGACCAAAGAAGGAUCGCAGUUGGCCUUGGACAUGAUACCAUCAUGGGAAUAUGCAAAGUCAUGAAAGAGACUUGCCAAAUGACCUCUAGUCGACCGGUGGUAGGGUGUGUCAGGAGUACUAGUGGCGUGGGGUUUGUGGUCUCCUUGUUAAUGGGAGUAUUUGUCGGUGCUCCUACAUACUUGGUAUCUCCAGUGGAUUUUGCGCAGAACCCACUAAGCCUAUUCUCGACGUUAUCGAGAUAUAAGAUCAAGGAUACAUAUGCUACCCCUCAAAUGUUAGACCAUGCAAUAUCGACUAUGCCUUCCAAAGGAUUUACAAUGCUUGAGUUAAAAAACAUGAUGAUUACCUGUGAGGGGCGACCAAGGCCUGAUAUAUUCCAGAGAGUCAGGCUGCAUUUUGCCGCGACGGAGUUAGAUCGGACGGCUAUCAACACUAUCUAUAGCCACGUGUUGAAUCCUAUGGUCGCUUCCCGCUCCUAUACGAAUACCGAGCCAAUAGAAUUAUGGCUUGACACGAAGGCGCUCCGGCGUGGUUUGGUGUACUCUGUUGAUCCGGAAACCCAUCCAAAUGCUCUUCUUGUCCAGGAUUCGGGUAUGGUUCCUGUAUCGACCCAGGUGGCGGUUGUGAACCCAGAAACCUGCAUGCUUUGUAGGACGGGAGAGUACGGCGAGAUAUGGGUAGAGUCGGAAGCUUGCGUCAAAUCGUUCUAUGGUUCGAAAGACACUUUUGAUGCGGAUAGAUUCAAUGGCAAGACAAUAGAUGGAGAUCUACGAAUAACCUAUGUCAGAACCGGCGAUCUCGGGUUCUUGCACACUGUUUCAAGGCCAAUAGGCCCGGGAGGGGCCCAAGUGGAAAUGCAAGUAUUGUUUGUACUUGGUAGUAUUGGUGAAACAUUCGAGGUCAAUGGGUUAAGCCAUUUCCCUAUGGAUAUUGAGGAUUCUGUGGAACGAUGUCAUCGAAACAUAGUUUCCGGAGGAAGUGCGGUAUUCCAAGCCGGCGGAUUGGUCGUGGUCUUGGUUGAGGUUCGGGUCAAGUCGUAUCUGGCAUCGAUGGUACCGGUGAUCGUCAAUGCUAUCCUGAACGCGCAUCAACUUGUUGUCGAUAUCGUUGCCUUUGUGGGCAAGGGGGAUUUCCCAAGAUCUCGUCUUGGCGAGAAACAACGAGGGAAGAUUCUUGCUUCGUGGGUUACGCGGAAAAUGCGGACAAUAGCGCAGUUUGGUAUCCGUGACACCGACCGGAACGAGAACCCCGAAGCCGGCCAACCUCCAACGAUUGUGGAAGCAUCCCACUCGAUGACUGGUGGCGACGGCGAUGAGAAACACGGCGUCGAUUUACCCUUUGAGCUUGCCGACAAUCAGCUCAGUGGCCUCUCCCCGAUCGAACUCCCAACCUUCUACGCGGGGUUCCCGAUAGAAGAAAUACUCGGGGAAGGCGGUGAAGGCACAGAUUACCACCGCUCUAUGACGAGCUCUACUUGCAUGACGCCCACGAUCUCAACACCGCCGCCAAAGAGCGCCAGGCGGCAACCUAUCUCUUACCAGCAGAAUUUGUAUGCUGUCCACCCUUCUGAUACUGCUGGAGGAGGAGGAGGCGUAGACUCGGCGGCGGCGCCGGAAAACCAAUCCCCUCUCGGUCACUGA